Molecule: messenger RNA, 885 nt
Organism: Schizosaccharomyces osmophilus
Lineage: Eukaryota; Fungi; Ascomycota; Schizosaccharomycetes; Schizosaccharomycetales; Schizosaccharomycetaceae
Gene: mrps28
Product: mitochondrial ribosomal protein subunit S15
Exons: 1
Coding region: 1-885 (294 amino acids)
Biological process (GO): translation
Cellular component (GO): ribosome
Molecular function (GO): structural constituent of ribosome
Source: RefSeq, a predicted model, not a curated record
AUGAGGUUAUCGAUUCGACAGUUGUACCGACCUGGCUUUUUAUGCGGCCAAAGUCAAGGGCUUUUUGGAUCCAACUUCCUGUCCAAUUUCCACACAAGUUCUGUAGCUUAUGGUCUAAAAAAACAAAAGGCUAGUCGCCGAAGGAAGAUGAAUGUAGAGCGUCAAAACGAACUGCAUAAGAAACGCAUAGCUAACCAGGGAGAUUUUGUAACGGGUAAUUCUACUGAUUGGACUAAUCAGUUAAUUCGCUCAAAACAAUUCUUUCAAAAUCAGCUACAAAAAAAAUCUACAUCUCUCACUCCCCUCAAAUUUCCUAUUCCCAUGGUUGAAGUCGACAACAUUUUGCAAAAAUUUGACGAACUCAAUGUGUCCACGUUAAAGGAAGCUCGCGAAUUCCUAAAGAUAGAUGAUUUUGCCGCCCCGGGAUCUACUGACAACGUAUUUGAGUCUUUGCGUGACUUGGAUGAAGCCCCAGGUGCUGCUGAAUAUUUUCAAAAAUUAGCACAAGAACUCAGUAAUAUGUCUCAGAUCAAUGACUCUAGAAAAGAGAGUAUUCGAAGGAUUUUCAGUCUUUCGAAUUCAAAUGCUAAAUUGGCUGAAGCAAAUAAUAAACGUACUGCUAUUGAAUAUUUCGCAAAGACCGACAAUGACACAGGAAGCCCGGAAGUUCAAGCAGCAGCCUUUACGAGCCAAAUUUUAGCCUUAAAAGAUCAUUGUAAUCGAAACCACAAGGAUCAAACGGCUAAGCGGAAAUUUCGCUUUUACGUUCAUCAAAGGCAAAAGAUGCUCAAGUACUUACGAUUGAAAAACUUCGAACGUUAUAUGUCUUGCAUUGACAACUUGGGACUUACAGACGAUGCUGUUUUAAGGGAGAUUACCAUGUGA